GGGAUCGGGAUCGGGAUCGGGAUCGGGAUCGGGAUCGGGAUCGGGAUCGAGACAGAGAAAGGGAGAGGGAUCGGGAGAGAGAUAGAGAUGACAGAUCCGUGGGCCCACCGCCGCUGCCGCCGUUGGAUCGGGAUAGGGAGCGGGAGGGACGGCGGUUCCGCGGGCACGAUGAUGAUGACCGCGAGUCGGUGAUGGUACGGGAACGGUCGCGCGAGCGGCGCCGCGUGGUGUACGACGACGAGCCCCCGCCGCCGGCUCGCCGCCGGCCGUCGCCGCCCCCGCCUGAGUUCUGGCGUCGGCCUGUCUCGCCCCCGUCGCCCGAGCUGGAGAGGUCGCGCGUGGUGAUCGAGAAGGACCGGUACAGGAGCCCCUCGCCGAGGCCGCGCCCGGGCAGGUUGAUGCGCAGGCAGUCGAGUCUGGAUACGUUCGAUCGCAAGCCGGCGAAGCGCUACUGGGAGAGGGAUGAGGAGUAUGGCCCGCCUGCCCGCAGGGAUGAGCCGCCGCGCGUGCCGCAUUAUGUGGAUAUCCCGCUGCCGCGCACCAAAGCGCUGCCGCCGCCGCGGGUGUAUGCCGAGAGGGAGCGGGAGCACUUUGAUGAGAUCCAGGUGUCGGAUCCGCACCGGUAUGGGGACGAGGAUUUCCAUGCGUAUCCCGAGCGCGUGCGGGAGAGGGAGGUUGUGAGGACGCGGCGCCGUACGAGGAGCCGUGAUUCGAGAGCGAUGAGUCGCCGCCGCGGCCGGUCGAGGUCCUCGAGCUCGAGCAGCUCGUCGAGUGAGAGUGGCGGUACCACGCUCACGACCAGGAGCGAGUACCCCAAGAAGGGCAAGACGCGCAUCCCGGCUCGGCUGGUGUCGAAGCGGGCGUUGAUUGAGUUGGGGUAUCCCUAUGUGGAGGAGGGCAACGUGGUCAUCGUGCAGAAGGCUCUCGGCCAGCAUAAUAUUGACGACCUCCUGAAGCUCAGCGAUGAGUACAAGAAGGGUGAACUCGAAAUCGUCACUGCUCGUUCGAGCGCAGGCGACAUCAUCGAAGAGCGCAUCGAGCGCCGGACCGAGAUCUAUGAAUCCAGCCCUGCCACUCCUGCUUUCCCCCCACCUUCCGCCGCCCAGGUCAUACCCGGCGGCACAGGCCCGGUCAUCAUCGAUGCCAACCCCCCACAUCACCACCACCACCCCGUCGACGUGGUCAAAACCACCGUCGUCCGCGACGUCUCGCCCGCCCGCUACACCACCACCUCCUACGACACAUACGAUACGACCACCUCCUCCUACGACACCUACACCAGCACCAGCGGCCCGCCCGCCAUCGUAGUCGACCGCUCGCGCGAGGUAUCAGGCCACGUCCCCGUCGGGCCCGUCGCCCUCGCCGGCGAGCGGCGCCACCACCACCACCGGCACUCGGGCGCGUACGAGACGGACGACCUGCGCUCCGAGAUCCGCCACCUGGAGACGCAGCUGGCGCGGCGCGAGGGCAGCCGCAGCCGCCACCGGCAUAGUCACAGCCACAGUCGGCACCGCAGCCGCAGCCUCAGCCGUGGUGGUGGUGAGCUGGUCCGCGCCGAGCGCCUCAGCACGGGCGAGCUGGUUCUGUAUGAGGAGGAGAUCGAGCAGAUCCAGGAACCGAGCCGCGGGGGCCCGCGCAUUGAGAGGGAUAAGCGAGGUAGGCUGUCUAUUAGCAUGCCGAGGUAUCGGUAGUUGGUGUUUUGUUUGUGGAUGGUGGGUUUUGGUUUGUGUUUGUUUGUGUGGUGUGUGUGUGUGUUCGUUUGUGUGUGUGUGGUGCUGUGCCUUUUUUAUCGCUUUCUCUUUCUUUCUUUCGUAUGGGUCCGCCGCCGAAGUUGAUGAG
Molecule: messenger RNA, 1839 nt
Organism: Chaetomium fimeti
Lineage: Eukaryota; Fungi; Ascomycota; Sordariomycetes; Sordariales; Chaetomiaceae
Exons: 4
Coding region: 192-1691 (499 amino acids)
Source: RefSeq, a predicted model, not a curated record